UCUAACACACACGUGCCAGAGUUCCUUCCCUCGUGCCUGUCUUCCACCUUUCCUUUCUUCCAUCCAUCCCCCCGACUUUUUACCUAGACAGUUUGAUGUGAGUUUCAGAAAGUGUACCGAUUCCAGCCUCCACCGUUAGAGAGUUUACUUGUCAAGGAAAGGGAAAUCUGAAUUUGUUUUUUACUUCAAUUCAACAAAGCCGUUACAGAAUUAUCCUUCUUGGACAAUUAUUGAAACUUGGUAGAAAGUAACUCGUUUUUUGAAAGGCGAUCAAGCGUUGACCUGAGGGAAAGUAAUCGUACUACAACCUUAUCCAUAAGUUCUCAUGUAUUAGUUUUUGAAUCCCAGGCGGUUUACAGCUUUAUGGUUUUAUACUAUACCUAUUAAGUAUCAAGUGUCACAGUAACAUUGCAUUUGAAGACCGGUGAUACAUAAUGUUACACAUUGAAGUCUUAGUUCAAUAGUAUUUAAACAUGAGUCUCACUGAACUCUCUAUAUUGAGUGGUGCUAUCAAUUUUCUGAAUUGAAGUCGGAUAUUUGUCAAGAUCUUCUGUGUAACAAGGAAAAAGUCUAAACCCAACUGGAAUACAUUGUAGUAAGUGUGUCCAGCUCCAACACCAAACUGACGUUCACACAUCCUUUAGUGCCAGGGCAGGUGUGGAUCCAGGCCCUCAACUGGAUCUAGGGUGUGGAGACAUCCUAGUUUAAAAACAAUCCAAUCUAUCGUGUAUUGAUAUCAACAACAGUAUCUAGAACAUCCUUCAAGCAAGUGUUUGUGUACAUUUCCACGAGUUCAAUCCAAAGUGUGCUCACAUUUGAAAGAGCCAUGUUUGUCUCCAAUAUGUGGGCCAUGCCCUUUGAGGAUGGAUUCGCAUAUUGUGAAUACGGUGCCCUGCGCGCCCCACCUAUUCAGUUCCCGCCCCUGACGGAGCUCCCAGACAUGGCAGAGACAAGUAUCAUCCUGACGAACGGCCCCAGCACUAACCACUUGCACCAUCAACAUCAUCAUUUGAACAACAACAGUCUGAACAGUGGAACUCCCAACGGCAGUAUGGUACAAGACGGAACGAAUACAGCGACUUCCACAAUACUUACUGUUAGGAUGAUUAUGCAGGGAAAGGAAGUGGGAAGCAUUAUUGGAAAGAAAGGAGAUAACAUCAAGAAAUUUAGAGAAGAUAGUGGUGCCAAAAUCAACAUUUCUGACGGUUCCUGUCCUGAGAGAAUAGUGACUAUCACUGGAUCAACAGAUAACAUCCACAGAGCUUUUGGAUUUAUUUGUAAAAAAUUUGAAGAGGACCUUCAGAACACUCCCACCACCCCCAAACCCCCGGUAACGCUCCGUCUUGUUGUACCAGCUAGUCAAUGUGGUUCUUUGAUUGGAAAACAAGGUUGCAAGAUCAAAGAGAUUAGAGAAUCUACAGGUGCGUCCAUUCAAGUAGCAAGUGAGAUGUUACCGAAUUCUACUGAACGGGCAGUCACAGUCUCAGGCACAGCUGACGCUAUAACACAAUGUAUUAAAUAUGUCUGUGGUAUCAUGCUGGAGUCCCCGCCAAAGGGAGCUAAUCUUCCUUACAGGCCCAAACCUCUGCUUUCUCCAGUGUAUAUCUCAGGAAGUCAAGGUUUCACUGUCCCUGCUAGCCUCCCUUCCCUUCCUGGCCAAGAUGUGUGUAUGGUUAGUAACAACAUGUAUCCAAGGACAAUAGACCUUUACAAUCUUCCAAAAGGAUUCCAUCACCCUGUACAGAUGGCACAUGCCAUUCCCAUGGUAUCAUCUGCCCAGCAUGUACUCCCUGGAAGCCUUGUUCCUGUCAAUGGUCUAGGCCCCGCGGCCCUUCCACAUAUGUGGCCUGGUCCAUUGCCCCAACCACAACCACCACCUUGCCUCAGUAAGGAGUUUUUUCGCCCUCUUCAGAUUAUGGGUUUAGGUCCUAGUCUUCAGUAUACACCUAGAGCAGGUAAUCCUGCACCUCAACAGGCUAUCACAAAUCUAAGUCAACAAGCACAGGAAAUGAACAUACCAAAUGAUCUCAUUGGAUGCAUCAUAGGCAGAGGUGGACAAAAAAUUAAUGAGAUUAGGCAAGUAUCUGGUGCAAACAUAAAAAUUUCCAAUGCAGAAGAUGGAUCAUCAGACCGAAAAGUAACAAUCACUGGAAGCCCAGAAUGUAUUGGACUAGCCCAGUACCUAAUCAGCACUAGCAUGGAAUUGCAUAAGACUUUGACCCUUGACCCUGCCUCGUUGCCCCCUGUGUCGUCUAUGGCUGGCCCCCUGCCUCAAUUACCUCCCCACCCCAUGGCCAUGACUGUUGUCAAAUCCCUACCACCUCCGAGCAUGCUGGGAUUGAACAGCAUGGCCAGCCUGAAUGGUAUGGGCCAGCUGGUCGACCCUGCCUCCAUCGGUGCUCAGGGACCACCAUCUUCAAUAUCACUAGCUUGUUCGUUGCCCACACCAUCAGCUAUGACAGGUGGGAAGCCACUUCAAACCAAAAUGAGGGUGGGACUUACAGCUACAUCAGCAUUCAAGGCAGCGGAACGGCCCAAGUUCUCUCCCUACUGACUAGACCCAUAUUUUCAAAUGUAAAUUUACUUUAGUUGCAAACCCUUUUGUUUAUUGUAUACAUAUUCCUAGAUUUUAAAACUAUUUCAGUAAAACAAUAUCAAGGUUAAAAAAAACAACUAAUGAAACAACAACAUCGUUUAAAAAUUUUUGAUCUAAUAAAAUUUGAAAUCUAGGAACUAUGUUUGAAAAGUCUGUAAUUCCAUUUUUCUACACCUGCAUAGCACAUUUAUAGUCAACGUUUGUAUAUUGUUUAAUGUAUAAGCAUUUCUUGAUUGUCUGCAAAAGAUAGUCAAUAUUGCAAACACCUAAUUCAAAAUGAUAAAAUGACAUACAUUUUUUUUUAUAAAUUAGUAUAAAAGGAAUCAAUAACAUAGCAAUAAAAUUGUUUUAUAGAAAUUGUGCAAUUAAUUCUUAAUGUUUUGUUCUUAUUUUAUUUUUUAUUUUAAAAUUGUCUAUAUAUAUAUACUAUAAUAAAAUAGUGAUAGCAAAUUUGGAAUGUGAUUCAUAAUGUUCAAACUACUGUAGUAUUGUUAUGUACUUCCUUGAACUUAAUAUUUAGUACUUGAAGCAAUAUUUUGUAAUUUGAUACCAUCAACAUUUGUUGAUAAUAAUUUGUGAUUGAAAAAGUUCUUUUUUACUACACUGCUUUUUAAUUGAACUCAAGUAGUAGGGUUUAAUUAAUUUAGUUAACCUAAAAUUUAACUAAAUUUAAUUGACUGAAGAGUAUUUCUCGUAUUAUACCCAUAUCACAGCAAUAUGUCUGAUAUUACCUUGUAACAAUUUCUAUUUUUAAAAAAUAACUAAAUAAAUGGAUUUUUGAAAAUAUUUACAUAUAUUAAUGUUUAACUUAACAUCUAGGUCUAGCUAGAUUGUUCUAGUAGGAAUAUUGUUUACACAUGUAUACACUGUCAGAUAUUUCAGUAGAUUUUAUUUCAUUAUUUCCUUGUUAUGCUUCAAUGGGAUAAAUAGAUGCAUUGCUGACAAAGUCCAUACCUUUAUAUAUGUGAUGUGAUGUUCCACCACAACCUUCUGUGAAUAGAGUCAGUUUUUUUUUGUAUUUAAAAAGAAAAGAGUUCUUUUAUUUUCAAAAUGUUCCAUGUAUAUAGUUGAUCAGUAUCAAGUAAAUAAAUUUAAUAUUUUAUUUUACAACUAUUUAUAUGUAAUGGCUUUAGAUGAAUAUGGAAGUCAUAAAAUGGUGUGAUUCUAAAAAUGGUGUGUUUGUGAAUAUUGUUAAAAUAGAUUUUGCUUGGAAUAAAAUAAAAUACUCAUACUUUAAUUUGUUUUAGUAACAUAGCAUUACAUAGCAUUAAAGUCAAUUACAUUCAUUGUUAAGUAUGAAUUAUGUAAUCCAGAUAUUUUUUGGUUGUUGUUUUUCUUUCCUUUCAGUUCAAUCAUUUAUUUGUUGCUUCCAUUCUUCCAUGGUAGUAGAUCAUAACAAGACAUCCUUGGCAAAUGUUGAUUGUGAAUGUUUGUCCUAGUUGUGAGGUGUUCUGUGGUUUUUGAGUGCAUGUUUCAUUGUAUGGUGUUUAAUUGAAUGAAACAUUCUGAUCCUGAAUCCCUAAUUGUCACAAUUUGAAAACUUUGGUGAAAAUAUUUCAGUAUACUUUACACAUGGACUGUUCAAUGAUGAAAAGAUUAACAUGUGUCUGCUGUCCAACAAAUGUAGUAGGCAGCAACCAAUGGCGUGUAAUGUUAGUUUUUACUUGGGUAAAUUAUUCAUUUGAUAUUGUUUAAAAUCUAGUCCAGUCAUUGUCCAAACUUACAGUAUUUUCAACAAAUAUUAGCAUUUUUAUUGUAUUCAUUUUGUUAUGAUUGAAGUUUGUUUUAUCUAAUCAGAUAAGUAUUCACACACAAAUGUUAUUUGCACAACUAAGUAAAAAGAAUUUCAUUUCUAAUAGAUUAAAUCAAUUCUAAAAUAGAGGCUUGAUUGUUUUGUAGUUUUGUAAUGUUUGUUUUUACUCAAUUGUGAUUUAGGCCCACAGGAAAUGAUUGAGGGAAAUUUAUUCAACAUUGACUCACAUUUUCCCCCCCCCCCUCCUCCCAUAAGUCAUCAAGACAAUAGCAAGUUUGAAUGUGUGCAGCACAUGUGUUCAGAGUUUCACCCUAAAUGUAAAUAAAUGACUGAAGUGAAAUGAACAAUGUCACAAAGCAAUUCCUUGCACCUUCAUGUGAUUUCUAUUAAUGAAACUACUUGAACCCACCAAUACAUUGAAAUGUUCAUGCUAUAUUACUUGUACAUCCAUUGCCAUAACAAUGUUGACAAGAACUAUUUUUAUAGCAUUAUUCAAGCAUUUUAACAAUUAUUCUAUUUUAUUUGAAGUAUGGUAUUUCAUCAUGUCCUUUUUUCCUUUUAACUUGCCAAAUAAUAAAAUAAUUUCCAAAAAAAUUCUUUUAUUGAUGGUUAGCUAGUUAACCAUUGCUGCUUUCAAUUCUUAUUGCCAAAAACCUAAGGAAAUAAUGAAUCUUAGUAAUAAUACCCAAAUCUUGUUUGAGGUGGAGACUAUUUAGUUAGCUGAAGGAGCUGGAAGAUAAGUCAUCCAAUAGUGAAGGAAAAAAUAUUCUAGAAUGAGUUUGAAAGAAUCCCACUUAUUUUGUCAUGUAGAUUUAAAAAUAAAUUCUUUCUUGGACCAAAAAUGCUAAUAAUUCAUACGUUAUAGUCUAGUUUUUGAAGAUUUAAUAAAGUACAGCAAUUUCUAUCCCAUAAUGUCAUUGUUUCUAUUUAUAUAUAUAUAAACUGACUGACUUCAUCAUUGUAAUUUGUUUUGUGUUCUAUUGAUUAAUUGCAUUGAUAAAUUGUAUAACAUUUAUUUCCCCAUUUAGUCCUACAUACAUAUCUUUGUUUAAUUUGCUUAUUUAAUAACAAAGAUAUAUUUUUGUAAUCCCUGUAUGUCUAUCUAUCUGGGUUGAUUCAAGAAUGUUUAUAAGGAUUAAGAUGACCUUCUAUGUACUGAUUUCAAUAGAUCUAUUUUCUGCAUGUAUUUCAACAUCUUGUACUUAGCAACAGACUGAUUAGUGUAUCUGCACAAUUUAUAUAUUUCUGACUACAAAGUGCAACAUUGAUAAUGAAUAGUUAAUUGGGCUGACAUAUUACACACAAUCUAUAGCUUACUGUUGACAAUGUACACAGUGCAAUUAGUUUGUGCCAUAAUGGAAAAUAAGAGUUGCCUGUGACUUAUGUUGUACAACAAACUGGACAACUUUGAACAAAAUUGGCUGUGAAAAAAAUAUUUUGAAGCCAAAUGCAUGGUUGUAUUUGUUUCUGUUAGCCUUUUUUUUUUUGUCCCUGAAACCCUUUCAAGUGUUUAUGAAUUAUAAGACUCUAUGAUGCUAAUGCUAGUGACAACACUUCUGCUCUUGUUCAUUAUGUAGUACUGGGUACAACAAUCUUCAUUCUGCACUUAUUAGUACUGGCGUCAAUUAGAAAUGUAUGUUUUUAUUUCUUCCUCUUUGUCCAGAUUUAGCUACCACUGUUUGACAACAUGCCUUAAACAGUGAUUGCAUUGUUCCACUUUCUCUUAGCAUGGAAACAUCUGUAUUACCUUAGAUGAUACAUUAGAAAGGUAGAUUAACUAAGUCUACUUUAGAGAUUAUCAUCAGGUCAAUGCAUAUUUAGGGGAAUGUGUUUCUUCUCCAAAAUGUAACCUAUGAAAAGUAUUUAUUUAGAGGUCAAGUGAAAGUAAUACCUUACAUUUGUGUUGGUUGAAGAUCUAUUAUUUACCUUGUUCACUACAUUUGUGGCUUAUUAAAUUCUCUGGAUAGCCAAGUGCACAUUAGUCUGCACAUUGUCUUUCCCUCAGAAAAAGGUUGUGAUUUUUUUCCUUCUUAAGUUAAACUUACAAAGAAAAGAAAAGAAUAUUUAAAAAGGUAUAAAUCUAAUUAUUUACACUAUUGUAUAGUUCAACAAUUUUUGUUGUAUUCAAUGUGAAUUUCCUUGUGACUUUCUCUCCAUGUGCCCUUGAUUGUGUGCUUAAAAGACAGUAAAUGCACUGUAUAUUUUUUUAAGUUUGCAAGGUACAACUUUACAGCGAAUAUAUUCUUAUAUAUAUUACAACUUAUUUUCCCCCAUGCAUUUCAUACAUUUUUUGACUUUUAUUGAGUCCCUUUAUAGAGAGAGUGUAGUUGAAAGUAACGGUAAUUCUAAUUGCAUUCAAUAAACAAUAUUUUGCUCAAAAGACAUUCUUCACCCAAUUCUCUAACUAAUGAAGGUCUGAAAUAGCUAGGACAUUGUGUUUCAAGUAUUAAUCUCUAGAGUUUGGUAGAAUAGGUCUACAAAUAACUUGAAAUACAUUUUCUAGAUAUUCCAUUUUGUCAUGAUGUGACUAAACUAAAUCUAUCGAACCAGAAUCCGAAAAUCUUUAUAUUAUUACAAAAGGGUUAAAAAAAAACCUAACCAUUUUGGAGAAAUUUCAUUGGUAAAUGUAGCCUACCAGUCUCAAGGUUAUUAUCUACUCACAAAGACUGUUUUUUUCUUUUGAUAAUUUAAAGGUACAAAAAUGAUGAUAUGCUGACAUAGUCCUGCUGUGUACUCUAUUAUGCUGAUGGAAGGUGUGAUUUUACAAUUGUGAUUUUUUUUCAAUGUAAAAGUAUAAAUACAAUUUUAUUUUCUUAUUCAUUCAAUGUUUUGGUAAAUGAUGAAGUAAAUCAGUGUUAUGGAGACCAAUUGAUCAUUGACACUAUAGAGUCAGCCAUUUAACUCUCCAGUAUAGGUAGAUUUUGAUAAGCCAAUUACUGGAGUUCUGUAUAUUGACCACAUAUUAUGUAGGGGUUAAAUCUGAUGACAUUGUCAACAAGAGUUUUGGUAUUUGUGUCCUAUUUUAAGAUUCAUUUCAAAUAUCCAAAUAUUUACUCACAAUUAUGGAACUAAAUCCAUCCAAAUUUUUACUAUCUACUACUACUGUACUUGAGCCAGUACACUACUGGUGAUCAAAUGUCACCUAAAUUGUGGAUUAUUGAUGUUACCUUCUAUUUUGAGACAAUUCCUAAAUUCAUUGGACUCCAUAGAGUGUGUGAUACAUUCAUUCAUGCAUGACAAGAUUCUAUGAAUGCAUUGAAGAAUGGGAAAUAAACAGUUUCAAUUUUA
Molecule: messenger RNA, 7637 nt
Organism: Biomphalaria glabrata
Lineage: Eukaryota; Metazoa; Mollusca; Gastropoda; Planorbidae
Product: poly(rC)-binding protein 3-like
Exons: 15
Coding region: 827-2554 (575 amino acids)
Biological process (GO): regulation of gene expression; regulation of RNA metabolic process
Cellular component (GO): cytoplasm; nucleus
Molecular function (GO): mRNA binding
Source: RefSeq, a predicted model, not a curated record